ACUGCGUAAAGGUGUCGCUAAAUAUCCAGGCUCGCUUAACUACCAGCAAUUGUCACCAUAAGAAAGCCACAUAAGAAUAUGGCACCUCAACAAGUACUGGAGAAUUCCAGUGAGCAUACAAGCAGUCAAAUUCCUGAGUCAAAUAUUCAAAAUUCUGAUUCUUCAGGAUUAAACCUUGAAGAUUUCAAUACCUUAACGCUUAACAAUUUAUUGACUAUCUUAUCAAAGAUUUAUUCUACUAACAAUUUACUCAUUCUAGAUCCAACGUUAUCACCUUUAGUAAAUAGUUUAACUUCCUUUACCAAAUUGAAACGUCAUGGGAAUUUUGAAAACUUAAUUUAUUUAAAUCAACAACUGCAAUAUCAAGAUCUUACAAUAUUUAGUAAAUUUCUGAGUUUAAUUAUCUUAAUAGAAGAUAAUAAACAUAACUUAAAUUUACUUGAACAAUUACUUUUUACUAAUUUAGGAAUAUUGAAUUCAAUUAAUGGUUUAAAAAUUAAUAUAAUUGUUAAAAAUUUAACUAAUUCAUUUGUAUAUGAAUUAAAUAAAAUAUGUAAUGGAUCUCAUACAUUUGAAAGUAUAUUACAAUUAAAUUUUUCAAAUAAUAAUAAAAUUGAAAAGAUUAAUAGUAUAAAUAUUAUAUCUCGAGUUAAAGUUUGGAAUUGGGAAGCAUUACCAAUAUUUAAUGAAGAUAUUUUAAUAAUUGAUAUUGAUGAGAAGUAUAGUGGAAUUGAUGAAUAUUUUAAUGAACCUUUAAAACAAGUAAAUUCUUUAGCAAAUGCAUUAAUACAAUUAUUAUUUAUAAAGGAGAAUGGAAAUGAAAAUUUAAACUAUAGAAAUAUAUUAAAAUUAAAGAAUAUUUAUGGGAAGGGGAAUCAUUCAGAUUUAUUAAUUAAAUUAAUUAAAGAAUCAAAAAUACCUGAAUAUUUAAAUCAAAAUUUAAAUAAUUUAGAAAUUGAAUUUUAUAAUUCUAAACUUAUAAGUAAUACAGAUUUAAUUGUAAUAGAAAGAAAUCUUGAUUUCUUUUCAGUAUUAUUAGAUCAAGUUAAUUAUCAUGGAUUAAUUGAUAAUUUAUUUGAUAUUCAAUUUAAUAAAAUAAUUGGUUCAUUACAAGAUGAAAGUCAAAUUAGUGAUAAGAUAUUAAGUAAUAAUAAUGAUGAAUUAUAUACUAAUACUUUAAAAGAUUUAAAUUUUUCAACUUUAGGUCCAUUAUUAAAUAAAUUAGCUAAAGAAGUUCAACAAGAAUUUAAGAAUAAUAAACAAGAUGAAUCAACAAAUAUUCAAGAUAUGAAGAAUAUUGUUUCUAAACUUGGACAAUUAACUCAUAAACAAGAUUUAAUUAAGAAACAUACCAAUAUAAGUGAAUCAAUUAUUAAUAAAUUAACUGAUUUUGAAAUGUUUUUACAAUUUGAAAAUGAUUUCUUUGAAAUGGAAUAUAAUCUUCAAUUAUCAAAAUUAAAAUAUUUUUUAAGUUUAAAUGAUAAAUUUGGUUAUGAAAUUAUUUUAAGUAUAGUGAUAUUAAUAUCAAUUAAGAAUGAUGGAAUUCGAGAACGAGAUUUUGAUUGGAUAAAUCAAUCAAUAAUUAAUAAUUAUGGUUUAAAAGUUGCCAUGUCUCUUGAACGAUUUGUUCAAUAUAAAUUAAUUAGAUUAUUGGCUGAUCAAGGUACUAACUUUUUAUCAGUAAUAGGAUUAAGUGGUAAUACAACAACUGCAACUCAACAUGUUGUAGUUGAUAAUAAUGAAGAUACAUCAACUCAAUUAGGAAUUACUGGAGCUCAAGAUACUUAUAAAAAUAAUUUUACUUUAAUAGAUAAAUUUUGGAAUUUGCAUCCAAAUCAAGAAGAUGAAUUAGAAUCUUCUCAACCUAUAGGAAUUGAAGAUAAAGUAUCAUUAAUUGAUAUUUAUCCUCAUCCAUCAUUUACAUUACCAUCAAAUAUGGUUCCAUUAACUUUCAGAUUAAUAGAAUCUUUAUAUUAUAGAGAUUUUUUAACUUAUAAACCAAUUAAUAAUGUGAAAAAGAGACCUAAUUGGGAUAAUUUAGGAGUAGGAAGUAUGUUUAAGGGUAAAGUUAUUGAUAUUAAUAUUGAUGAUAAGCUGGAUAAGCGGACCACUUCAACAAUAACAGCAAAUAAUAAUAACAACAACAAUAAUAAUUCUAAUUCUACUUCUACUUCUACCCCUUCAAAAACAAGUUCAAGUUCAGUAUCUUUAGUAAACAAAUCAUUAGAGUAUAUAGUAAUAGUUUUCAUUGGAGGUAUAACUAGAAGUGAAAUGUCGUGUUUAAAGUACUUACAACAAAAAUUGAUUAAAAAUGGUAAAAACAAGAGAAUUAUUGUUUUAACCAAUGGUAUAAUCAAUCGGAAGAAAUUAAUCAAUUUUUUUAUUGAUUGAUUCUGAAUCAGGACCUGUAUAUUUGGAUAAUAGUAAAAGUAAAAGUAAUAGUAAUAGUUAAAGAAUAUAAAAUAUAGAAUAUUACGAUUUCCUUUUUGAUUUGAAAUGCAAUUGUUAAUGAAUUAAACAAAAAUAGUUUAAAUUCAUUGAGGGUUGAUUAUCAAUAUUUGGACUGUCAGUGGGAUUAUUCUAUAAUUCCACAAGGAUGACCACAAUGUUA
Messenger RNA from Scheffersomyces amazonensis, 2611 nucleotides. RefSeq names its product tethering complex ATP-binding subunit (gene VPS33). The transcript has a single exon. The record is from RefSeq and is a predicted model, not a curated record. Gene Ontology annotation, biological process: intracellular protein transport; vesicle-mediated transport. Bases 79 to 2391 code for a protein of 770 amino acids. Gene Ontology annotation, cellular component: fungal-type vacuole; CORVET complex. Lineage: Eukaryota; Fungi; Ascomycota; Pichiomycetes; Serinales; Debaryomycetaceae.